Tupaia belangeri chinensis (Chinese tree shrew) is the source of this 2624-nucleotide messenger RNA. It is a transcript of the gene SLC1A5, whose product is annotated as solute carrier family 1 member 5. Gene Ontology annotation, cellular component: plasma membrane. Lineage: Eukaryota; Metazoa; Chordata; Mammalia; Scandentia; Tupaiidae. Gene Ontology annotation, molecular function: symporter activity; neutral L-amino acid transmembrane transporter activity; L-aspartate transmembrane transporter activity. The record is from RefSeq and is a predicted model, not a curated record. Gene Ontology annotation, biological process: L-aspartate import across plasma membrane.
CCGCUGCCUUCGAGCGAACCUGCUGGUGCUGCUGACCGUGACGGCCGUGGUGUCCGGCGUGGCGCUGGGGCUGGGCUUGUCUGCGGCUGGCGGUGCGCAGGCAAUGGGCCCCAAGCUUUUGACCGCCUUGAACUUCCCGGGCGAGCUGCUGCUGCGCCUGCUGAAGAUGAUCAUCUUACCGCUGGUGGUGUGCAGCCUGAUCGGUGGCGCCGCCAGCCUGGAUGCCAGUGCGCUCGGCCGCCUGGGCGCCUGGGCGCUGCUCUUCUUCCUGGUCACCACGCUGCUCGCGUCGGCUCUUGGGGUGGCUUUGGCGCUGGCGCUGCAGCCCGGCGCCGCCCUCGCCUUCGCCUCCAGAAACGCCUCGCUUGGGGCCACCGAGGCCACCGACGCUGUGGAACAGGCCCCCAGCAAGGAGGUGUUCGAUUCCUUCCUGGAUCUUGUGAGAAAUAUCUUCCCCUCCAACCUGGUGUCUGCAGCCUUCCGCUCAUACUCCACCUCCUACGAACACAUACAUGUCAACGGAACCAAGGUGAAGGUGGUCCUGGGACAGGAGGUGGAGGGCAUGAACAUCCUGGGCCUCGUGGUGUUUGCCAUCAUCUUAGGCGUGGCCCUGCGCAAGCUGGGGCCCAAAGGGGAGCUGCUCAUCUGCUUCUUCAACGCCUUCAACGACGCCACCAUGGUGCUGGUCUCCUGGAUCAUGUGGUACGCUCCUGUGGGCAUCCUGUUCCUGGUGGCCGGCAAGAUUGUGGAGAUGGAAGACGUGGGGAUGCUCUUCGCCAGCCUGGGCAAGUACAUCCUGUGCUGUCUGCUGGGCCACGCCAUCCACGGGUUCCUGGUGCUGCCCCUCAUCUACUUCCUGUUCACCCGCAAAAACCCCUAUCGCUUCCUGUGGGGCAUCGUGACGCCACUGGCCACCGCCUUUGGGACCUCCUCCAGCUCGGCCACGCUACCGCUGAUGAUGAAGUGCGUGGAGGAGAACAACCGCGUGGCCACGCACAUCAGCCGCUUCAUCCUGCCCAUCGGUGCCACAGUCAACAUGGAUGGCGCAGCGCUCUUCCAGUGCGUGGCCGCCGUGUUCAUUGCUCAGCUCAGCCGGCAAUCCCUGGACUUCGUGAAGAUCAUCACCAUCCUGGUCACGGCCACGGCGUCCAGUGUGGGGGCCGCAGGCAUCCCUGCCGGAGGUGUCCUCACUCUGACCAUCAUUCUGGAAUCCGUCAGCCUCCCGGUCCACUACAUCUCCCUGAUCUUGGCUGUGGACUGGCUAGUGGACCGGUCCUGUACCGUCCUCAACGUGGAAGGCGAUGCUUUUGGGGCAGGGCUCCUCCAAAAUUAUGUGGAUCGGAAGGAGUCGCAGAGCGCGGUGCCUGAGUUGAGCCACGUGAAGAGUGAGAUGCCCUUGGACCCAAUGCCCGUGCCCUCCGAAGAAGGGAACCCCCUCCUCAAACACUCUCGGGGCCCUGCCGGGGAUGCCGCCAUCUGUGAGAAGGAAUCCGUCAUGUGAACCGCAGCAAGGACCCUGGGGUUGUUGGGUGAAUGGACACACGCUGGCCACACACUCCCCCUCAGGCCGGCGAUCCUGGAGGCCUCGCCCCCCCAACUGUGUACAUGGUAUGUCUCCCCAUCCUCGCCAAGUUCCAGCCCGAGGCAAGGAAAAGCAAAAUGGGGAAAUAAUAUCUUACAGCCCCCGUCUCCACCCAGGACCUGCCUGGCCCUCCCUGGGACCCAGGGCACCACAGACAACUUGAACUCCAACACGAUGCUGGUUAUUUUGAUGGUGUGGCUGUGUGUGUGUGUGUACGUGUGUGCAUGCGUGUGUGCGUGUUCUGUGACCCCCUGCUCUCCACGGUACGCCUCACCCUGUCCGCAGGCCCUCUGUUCCCUCCACAGUAACAGACACACUCCCAGGAACCUUGGAGGGGUGGCCGAGGACGAGAGCUGCUCUCACUCCAGAGGACAAUUUUUAGCAAUAAAAUUGAGUAUCAGGGACCAGCAGGUGGCAUGGUGGUUAAGGUGCUGGACUCCCACAUGGCUGACCACGGUUCAAGUCCUGGACCUGGUGGUUUGCUUUCUCCCUUUUCUUCUGUUUCUCUGUCUCUCUCUAGUCAAAUUGAAAUAAGUGAAUGAAUAAAUAAAAUAAAAUAAGUAUUUUUAAAAAAUAAACAAAUGAAUAAAAUUGAGCCAUAAGUAUAUUUAACCAGGCAUUCUUAAGAAUUGGACUGAAGGGGCCAGCAGGUGACAUAGUGAUUAAGGUGGUAGACUCCCACAUGCCUAACCCCUGUUCAAAUCCUGCAUCUAAUAGCUUGAAACACUCCAGGUGCAUGUGCAUAUGUGCAUAGAAUCCUGAGAAAAGAAUGGAGGAGAAGGGAUUGUGGUGUGGCUAUCCCCCUGAGAGGUGAUUUCUUGUUUUCUAUCUCUCUGUCUCUGUCUCUCUGGUGAGCACACAUGCCCUAUACAAAAAUCUCUUUAAAAAAAAAAUUUGAAAGCAGGGUCACCAAGUUGCUUGGAAAACCUACUGGGUACAUGUGUAUGUGUGUCUAGAACCCUGGAAGGGAGAAGGGACUGUGGCCUGACUGCCCCAUGGUGGGGUGCUCUUUGGUGAGUGCAACUUCUGCUGGCAAAUUAAA